Serendipita indica DSM 11827 is the source of this 1692-nucleotide messenger RNA. NCBI's taxonomy places the organism in Eukaryota, Fungi, Basidiomycota, Agaricomycetes, Sebacinales, Serendipitaceae. The record is from the annotation of a GenBank genome assembly.
AUGGCCGCAUACCCAAGAGAAGUGCCUUCAGGGACCGCAAUUCCUGCUUGGGCAUUCUUGAACAUUACGGUAUUGGACCGCUUCACUGCUGGGGCUGCUCAAGCCUUAGUCGGACAGCCGGAUUUGACCAUUGGAACGCCACAGAGUACUAUAUCCAGCUCCCAAACGACCUCGAGCGGAUCGCCCACAACGCAACCUUCGUCAUCAUCGUCUACUGAAUCAAGUACUCCUACCUCUUCACAACCACAGCCGUCUAGUAAGGACGACACACCGGCCAUUGUGGGUGGUGUCGUUGGGGGCGUUGUCGGCCUUGGGCUCAUCGUCUGCCUCUUCAUCUUCCUCAUGAAGCAUAAUCAAACUAUCAAAGCGAAGAAACGUGCACCGUCUGCCGAGUUUACCAAAAUGAUGCCUCCAGGCAGCCCAGUGCCUGCAAACUUUGACACUGCGGCGGUUGGAUUCAGAAGUGGAACGACUUCUCCGCUCAUGGGUCAUGGACUAAACGACAGCAGCGGGAGUGGAUACCCGAUGGGCAAUGUCUAUCAUUCCAAUACCACUGUCGGGGCGUCGCUCGGAGGUUCGCCAUGGUCGCCCCCUCCCGUAGGCCACACACCAGCGCCGAAUGCUGCGCCCUAUCCAAACGUGUUUACGCCGGCACCUCAGAGUGUCUCGCCACGGCUAAAUCAUCUCAAUUAUACACCACCGCCUGGUAGCAUGAUGAGCGGGGUAUCCUCUCCUUACCCAAAUAGUCUCGCUGGGAGUGCCUCACACGAAGUGGCAUAUAACCGCGCGAAUGUCGCGCUGAAAGCUCUCCAAGCCUCCCCCAACGGAACGCUCCCCACAUUCGUUUUUCUUGUCUCUCGUCGAAUCAUGCGUCAUCUCGCCAGUUCACUCGCUCUGCUAUCUACCCUCUAUCUCUCCGUCAAGGCAAUAGCUGUUCCCGGAGUCGAACCGACGCCUACGACACCAGUCUAUAUUACUUCGACACCCCGAGGGCUCGACGCGCGUGCAGAGCCCACGGAAGGAUAUGGUUACUCCCUCAUUGGAUGCUAUGAUGAGCUCAACUACCCCGUCCGCGUUCUCAACCACCAAGUACCCUGGGAUAAAGUCUCCGUCUCAUCCUGCGUCAAUGCCUGCUUCAACGCGGGACCAUACACGGGACUCUUUGGUCCACAUUACCUCUUUGCGGGCGUCAUCAACGGGGACCAGUGCUGGUGCGACAACGUCAUGAACGUUAAAGCCGUCAAAGUCGAUCAAGGUCGCUGCAAUCACCUGUGCGAAAACGGGCCAAAUGAAUAUUGUGGCGGAUCGCGUGAAUACCAACUUUACUACAGGAGUGAUACUGGUCUCAAUCCGGUCACCCUCAAUCCCGCCAAUCCUCCCUCUGUGGGCGCUGGAAGCGGCUACUAUGCCUUCAAAGGAUGCUGGCCCGACAACCCGCAUUCUCGUGUCCUCAAUGGCCUGUCUUAUUCCUCGGAGCACAUGACCCCACUCUACUGCGCGCAUAUCUGUUGGGCCCAGAGAUUUAUCUAUUCUGGGGUAGAGUACGGCCGCGAAUGCUGGUGUGGUAACACUCUGAAUGUCGGGUCGGCCGCUCCCGUUCAAGAAUGUAACCAAGCAUGCGAAGGCGAUAGCACGUUUGCUUGCGGUGCGCCAAACUACAUCGGCAUCUACCAAGGCACUCCCAGGUCAUAA